AUGUCGACGACUCUGGAUCAUGGGUUUCUCUCGGCGACCUAUCGCCAAUACAAGAAGGAUACAGCAUACAUUGCCGGUUGGCUAGUGGAAGCCUCAAAAAAGAUCGGUUUCAGUCUCAGUAGUAUACAGGCGUCUGCGCCGUCAGAGUCUCAACGCCUAAAAGGCAAAGAUAGGAAGAAGGCCAAAGAGGCUGCCAAAAAGCAGCCCUCUGAAUAUCACAUCAGGACCGUCGACUUCGUACCUAUCGCCGAGGCUAUCGCAAAACAAGUCAAGAAAGUCAAAGUACCAUCUCCACUGCUGACAGUGUUCGGUAGAGCUAUCAAAGCUAGAAAAGAGGCACAAGCUUAUUACGGAUCAAAUCAACUUGCAGAUGAAGGACAUCAUCACUUCAUCAACAUACUGUCACGAGUUCAGGAAAUCUUGCGCCCUUUAGCUCCUGUCACCAAAGUCACCAAGCCAGAGAAGAGCGAUGGUGUCCAUAAUCGAUUUACGAAGCUGCCGGUCGAAGAAGCUGCCGACACCUUGUCAACAGAGGAUGUGAAACCAGAACCCAAGUUACCGCCGGUUGUCGCAGCGGAGAUCGAGCAGAGUGACGAAGACGCCGAAGAAGAGUUCUUUUUCGCAAUACAUCUGUUUCUCAAAGGGAUCCAUGAAAUUCAAGAGGUGGUACAAGAUUCCUGGUUCAAAUCAACGGACUUUACUCGGGACUACAUUUUGUCGGGUCUCCUCAGCAAUACCGCGAUAGAUCUUGUCAGACGGGCUGAGGGCGAACUGGACCUUCUUCUUAAGCGUCCCUCGAAAUACCCAGCAUCAAAGUUCCCUGUGUGGUGCCUCCCUGCGCUCCUAUAUCACCAUUACCGACCGUUGCCAGAUGGUGUCAGUAUUCAGAACUUAGUGGUCCCCUCGGAUGUUACCGUCAAGGCAAACAAGGACGACUACGAUAAACUUCACGCUAACUGGUGUUUCUGGCCCGUCUACACAGGUCUGCGAUUCUGUGUGAACCGUGUCAAGAAAUUCCCGUAUCUUGACGCUAACGAAGAGGAGCUUCAAGCGAUUGGUGCGGAUUCGGUCACGGACAUCAUGCGGACGUUCAAACUUGCCAAAGAGUUCCGAGUAUACACCUCAAACCAGAAUCGGUUCUGGGCACAGGAUGAAGUCACUCGCGGUAUGAAAUUGAUGUUCACAGAUAAAGUCAUCCCUAUCUGGGUGACGUUUGGCAUCCAGACCCUUCUCGACAUCCAGGACAUCAUGGACUAUCGAAUGGGCGAGGGCGAGGGCAACAAUGUCCCGUUCAAUAACAUUCGACUUGUGGAGCACGCCGACAUUCCUGCCGUCAAGUACAAUCCCAUACGUUGCGGUUUGAUCAAGUACGAUUUCUACCUCCAACUACAUGCUUGCGGGUUCUACACCGAGAAGCUCAGUGGCCUUGGAAAAUUGCUUUAUCCGGACGAUCCUGCUUGGCCUGACAUGGAAUACGUCCUCUACUCCCAAGAUCCAAAUCACGUCUUCUACGGCGGGAAACCCAAGUCCCUUGACGAGGCAUAUCGCAAACUCAACCUUGCUUAUGGCAACAAACUGCCGCGCGCGAACGGCCGUGGAAAAUCCGAGGCGAAAAACACAAAUCGUAUGUUCCAGAAGACGAGCAUAUUAAGUCCGGUUCUGGAGGAUCGGAUGACCGGAUGGAGCGACCACACCAACGAGUCCGUGGACGAGCUUGCCGGUAACCUCAAUGUCUUGCUGUGCGACAAAGCCGAACAAGGGAAACUAGCACGCCAGUUGGGCGCAUCACCGGAUUGGGUUGAAAGUGAGAUUGACACUCGCCGAAUCGUUCGACUGUUCGAGGAUGUUCCGGCAGAGGGCUCUCCUGUGCUGCUUCGCGAUUUGUCUCUCUUCAUAGAAGGCGAGAUGCAGAAUGUGUACUUCGACUGGAUUUCGAUGUACAUGAUCUGCGGAGAUAUCUGGAAAGACAUUCUAUCGGCACUGGCCGGAGACCCUAUUCUUGAGCCGCUCAUGUACGACCCGCAUCCAGGCAUAGGCUUGCAUGUCCUCAAGCUGGCCGCGGAAUAUGAAGACAGGCGUGGCAAAAUUGAUUUAGAUGACCCAGAGUUCGCACCACAACUUCGAAAAGUAUGGGCCUGCAUCCAGGAAGCCAUUCGCAAACCUUCGAAACACGAAUACAACGAGCCGCAUAAAGGCCGCAAGGUCUGGGUCGGCGACGAGUGUCUGGCACAGCAAUUUUCUCGCAAUCACUUGACGGUAGCUUGGCAGCUAAUCGCUAGCAACACUUGUCAGCUGUUUGGCUUUUACGAGAAUUGGGAAUCUGAAGAUAUGCAUAAAAGUGCCGUGCUGUCGAAAAUUCAUCAUCACCAUUCCUUGAACGACGUAUAUCGCGACCGCGAAAUGGACCUACUGUUGGUAGGCCUCCGCGCGGAGUGCCUAAAAGAAAAAACUCACAUCGAAAAACGCUGUGGACGCUGUCGCCGACGGAACUUCUUCCUUGAGCAUUAUGGCUCAGUCUCCUCGCUCAGAGGCACGGAAAUAGUCGACAGACAAUUGGGACUGAAGUACCACGGGAAAGACGCCAAGAAGGUAGAAGAGGAUGCGCCGCUCAAGGCCCUGGCCAGAAGCAUGUUUGGGAGCAGUGACGUUCCAUUUGUCGACGGCGACGCUGAGGCGGGGUCUGAUUCUGACUCUGACUUUGACAAGGGUGAGGUCAUAGCUGAGGAGGGCUACGCAAAGAUCAGAAGUACAGCAGACGGAAAGUACCAGGUCGAGAUGCCGAUCAGGGCGAUGUUUUCUAAACCUGGUAUUUGGGAGUGUCUGGCUAGCUACUAG
Alternaria infectoria is the source of this 2835-nucleotide messenger RNA. RefSeq lists its product as uncharacterized. The record is from RefSeq and is a predicted model, not a curated record. The transcript is spliced from 5 exons. Lineage: Eukaryota; Fungi; Ascomycota; Dothideomycetes; Pleosporales; Pleosporaceae. Bases 1 to 2835 code for a protein of 944 amino acids.